AUGAUGAAAGGGAUGUUUGUGUUUGGAAGUUCCUUGGUUGACAAUGGCAACAAUAACUUCUUGCCAAACUCUCUUGCCAGAGCUGAUUACUUGCCCUAUGGAAUUGAUUUUCCUCUUGGGCCUUCUGGAAGGUUCACAAAUGGCAGAAAUGUUAUUGACCUUCUUGGUGGCCAUCUUAAGCUACCUUCCUUGAUCCCAGCUUUUGCUGACCCCAAAACUAGAGGAAGCAAGAUUGUUCAUGGUGUCAACUUUGCUUCUGGUGCUUCUGGUAUACUGGAUGAUACUGGCUCCUUAGCGGGCCAUGUGAUCAAUCUGAACCAGCAAAUUAGAAACUUUGAGGAGAUAACGUUGCCAGAGUUAGAAACCCAACUAGGGUGCAGAAGCCCUCAGUCACUUCCCAACUACUUGUUUGUGGUGGGAACUGGUGGAAACGAUUACUCAUUCAACUACUUUCUGAGGAGCUCCAACCAAAAUGUCAGUCUGGAAAUUUUUACUGCCAAUCUAACCGCCUCUUUGUCCAGACAACUAAAGAAGUUGCACAGUUUGGGAGCUCGAAAAUUUGUUGUGAUGUCAGUAAAUCCACUUGGGUGCAGUCCAGUGGUGAGGAUGAACAGACCAACACACAACGGCUGUGUACAAAACAUGAACCGAGCAGCUCAACUUUUCAAUUCCCACUUGAAGUCUUUGGUGGAUGUGAUUAGGGCAAAGAUGCCUGGCUCUUCUCUUGUAUUUGUCAACUCCUACAAGAUCAUCAGGGACAUUAUCAAAAACCCUAUCUCCAAAGGAUUCAAGGAUUCUAGCACUUCCUGUUGUGAAGUGGCAUCAAUAUCUGAAGGUGGAAAUGGAAUUUUAUGCAAGAGGGGAGGCGAAGUGUGUGCAAACAGAAGCAGUCAUGUGUUCUUCGAUGGCUUGCAUCCAACGGAAGCUGUAAACAUUCAAAUAGCAGCAAAGGCCUACGUCUCUUCUCUUAAAACCGAAGUUUAUCCCACCAAUAUUGCACGAAUGACCAAAUCCAAACUCUAG
Prunus armeniaca (apricot) is the source of this 1023-nucleotide messenger RNA. Lineage: Eukaryota; Viridiplantae; Streptophyta; Magnoliopsida; Rosales; Rosaceae. The record is from the annotation of a GenBank genome assembly.